Aspergillus welwitschiae is the source of this 532-nucleotide messenger RNA. RefSeq lists its product as uncharacterized. The transcript is spliced from 2 exons. NCBI's taxonomy places the organism in Eukaryota, Fungi, Ascomycota, Eurotiomycetes, Eurotiales, Aspergillaceae. The coding region runs from base 81 to 419 and encodes 112 amino acids. The record is from RefSeq and is a predicted model, not a curated record.
AACACGCUACGGUUGAUGAGGUGCUGCUACAUGUAAGCGCCCAAGUUUUAUAGAUUUUUGGUUCCUAGAGAUUGGGCAGGAUGCAUCCUUCACGAUGUAGGUGGGGUCAUUUUUCGUUUCUUCUCCCAAGAGUGGCUUAUAAAUUUCCUACUUCCUACCGCACAGCUUCUUCAUCGCUUCUGCAACGGCAUGCUCAUGUUCUUUCUUGGGAUCUGUCUAUACCAGUCCGGACAUCUUCUUCGGUUGUGCAGGCGAAUUCGUGUUCCAGACACCUGCCCGAAGUAGGCAGAAAUUUCCAGCUUAUCGGAUUCGGAGAUGCCGACUUUAAAGGGACAUCCAAUUCGGAGUCGCCUCAUUGCCUUCUGCUCGGCUCCGUACGGAGAACGUUUGACGGGAAGCGGGUGAGUAAUAUCGGAUAAAUGCAGACCAGUGUUUCUCCUAACGAGCACGCGUGAUAGGUUGCGUCUCCGCUUUACGCGUGUCCACCUCAACUACGGUCCCAAAAUCCAGACUUGCUAUUUUUCGAAGCAUG